Messenger RNA from Podospora anserina S mat+, 384 nucleotides. RefSeq lists its product as uncharacterized. Gene Ontology annotation, biological process: negative regulation of apoptotic process; protein stabilization. Bases 1 to 384 code for a protein of 127 amino acids. The transcript has 2 exons. NCBI's taxonomy places the organism in Eukaryota, Fungi, Ascomycota, Sordariomycetes, Sordariales, Podosporaceae. The record is from RefSeq and is a predicted model, not a curated record.
AUGGCCGAACCCCAACCCCCCACAAUCCACGAAGGCGCAACAGACGACAUCGAAACAACAACCUCCAAACCCGCCGCCUCAGCCGAAGACCGCAAAGCAGCCGCCGCCCUCUCCAACCUCGACUCCAACAACACCACCGACAACACCUCCACCCAAGUCGACCAAGCAGCCGCGACCAACGCCCUGAACUCUGUCUCGGCCGUCUCGGAGAAGAAGCUCCCCGUCGAGGCGUCGGCCAAGAGCAAAGUCAAGGUUGAUGCGGCCGACGUCUCGCUUUUGGUCGCCGAAUUCGAGGUCAGCAAGGCCAGGGCAACAGAAUUGCUCAGGCAGAACGACGGUGAUGCCGUCAAGACGAUUAGGGCGUUUUUGCAGCCCGCUUUUUAA